This is a messenger RNA of Esox lucius (northern pike), 4546 nucleotides long. RefSeq names its product integral membrane protein GPR155. The coding region runs from base 911 to 3415 and encodes 834 amino acids. The transcript is spliced from 16 exons. The record is from RefSeq and is a predicted model, not a curated record. Gene Ontology annotation, cellular component: membrane. Lineage: Eukaryota; Metazoa; Chordata; Actinopteri; Esociformes; Esocidae. Gene Ontology annotation, biological process: transmembrane transport; intracellular signal transduction.
GGCUAUAAUAAAAUGACACUCAUUUUGUCCUCAGAUCUUUUCCACUGGAAAGACGUUUCACUCAUGUGAACGGAGCACGCCUUGAACUCACGUUCCCAACCAAUCAAAGCCGAGUAAAGGCCUUAAAAACAACACAUUUCAGCGACGAUUGGAUGGUGCCUUUGGCAAUCAUGUGUUUGGGCGUAAUUGAAAGGCUCCGGGAAAGAGAGCCGUAAGCAUACGAAUUGCAUGUAGUUAGCGAACUGUCAAGCCUCGUAAAUAAAAAUAAUAAUAAUCACAGACUUUAAACAACGAUGUUAUCUUGUGUUGAUAAAUGUGCUGAAUUUCAUCCCCAGAUGCGGAUGGUAUGACGCUUUAGUCUUUUUGCAUGAUGGUUUUUGCAAGCGAGCUAGCUGGAGUUAACCGUUAGCAACGUACACUAAAUGAUAGCUAGCUCCGAAACCGCAAUACGCUCCUGUUUUGAGCUGGGAAUUUAUAUAGACAUUUGAUCAAGGCGUCACUAAAACACCUAACUAAAUUGUGUUUAUAAACGUUACUGAUUUUUAUAAGUUUGCAUGCACAUUUGCCAGUAUGCAGUAACAUCAACACUAUCUGAUGCUAUGUCAACACUGCACUUGUAAAUAGAUUUUGAUGGUUUCUUUCUCACAACAAACAUCUUUGCGUGAAGGUAUUGCUAGGAAAUGGUUUUCCCUAUACUUUUCCCUUGGUCGGAAUGGAAAUACACUUAGCCCUAAUUAUACCAUCGGAUUGAACAUAAUUGUCAAUUGACAAUCCAAAUACUUGUAUGACUUACUCUUUGAAAGAGUACAAAGGAUGUGGUUUCUGGUGCCCCCCACUACUACUAUAGUCCGAUAUUGAAAGCUAUCCAGUCUGUGAAGUAGCCAAGUGCUCAUUCAACCACAAAACAACAAUGGAUCUCUUCGUAGCCAUCCACGGAAAGAACAUCUCACACAACACUCCAUCCACCCCGGCAAUGUCCAUCGACAAGCUUUUCCCUGCCCUCCUUGAGUGUUUCGGGAUUAUCCUCUGCGGGUACAUCGCCGGAAGGACGGACAUUAUCACCUCCACACAAGCCAAAGGCCUCGGGAAUUUCGUGUCCAAGUUUGCUCUGCCGGCGCUGCUCUUCAAGAACAUGGUCCUACUAGACUUCAACAAUGUGAUCUGGUCGUUCCUGUGGAGCGUCCUGGUAGCCAAGGUGUCUGUGUUCGUCCUGGUGUGUGCUCUGACCCUAGCGGUGGCGAGUCCAGAGGGUAGAUACAGCAAAGCGGGACUGUACUCUAUAUUCGCUACGCAGAGUAACGACUUCGCCCUGGGGUACCCUAUUGUCGACGCCCUGUACAGGAACACGCACCCGGAGUACCUCCAGUACAUCUACCUGGUGGCCCCUAUCUCCCUGAUGCUUCUCAACCCCAUCGGAUUUGCCUUCUGCGAGGUCCAGAGGUGGAAGGACAACCCGGAGCGGCAGCAGGGGAAAGUCCACAUUGUGGGAGUGGUGCUGCUGCAGGUCCUAAAGAACCCCAUUGUCUUCAUGGUGGUUGUCGGCCUGGCUUUCCACUUCGGCCUGGGCCAGAGGAUCCCGGCCGCCAUCGGGGAGUUUGUAGACGGCCUGGCCAACUCGUUCGGCGGGGCGGCUCUCUUCUACCUGGGCCUGACGAUGGUGGGGCAGGUGGGGAAACUCACGCGGUCUACGGGGGUGGCCCUCAUCCUGCUUAUCACCGCCAAGCUGCUGGUGAUGCCGUUGAUCUGCAGGGAUAUGGUGGAGCUGCUGGACUCCCCGGCUAACAACACCUCCACUCUGACCCACUCCAGCAUGUCCAACUACGCCUUUCUAUAUGGGGUGUUCCCAACCGCGCCCAGCGUUGCCAUCUACGCCUCUCAGUACAGCAUGGAACUGGAAGUCGUGACGUCUGGGAUGGUGAUCAGCACGUUCCUCUCUGCUCCCAUCCUGUACGUGUCGGCUUGGCUCCUGACCAUCCCUCUCAUGGACCCCGGGCCCCUGGUCACCGAGCUGCAGAACGUCAGCUUCAACGUCAGCAUCAUCAGCCUCCUCGCCCUGUUGUGGACCGUGGCAGUGAUGCUGCUCAGCAAGAAGUUCAAGAAGCUGCCACACAUCUUUGCCACAAACCUCUUCCUGGCACAGCUCCUAGUGUGUGUCAGUAUGAUCUUGUGGAACUUCGUGGUGAAGCAGGAAGACGUCCUGGGACAGGUCUUAACAUUCGCCCUUCUUUAUGGAUCUCUCUACAGCACAUACGUCUGGACAGGUCUCCUCCCCCUUUGUCUGGUGCUGACCAAUAAGGACGACCUGCUGAGACUCAAACCUGGAGUGUUCAUGAUCUGUGGCUGGGGCAUUCCGUUCCUCUUCGUGGGAGGUCUUCUCAUGGCAGGACAGAGGAUGCCGGAAACUAUAGACUCUGCAUUCUUCUACGGCAGGGCCCAGGUGAUCAGUACGGCGGUGGUGGUGUCUGGCAGCAUCCUCCUGGGUGGUGUCUCCCUCAUGGCCCUGAGCCAGGCCCCCCAGGAGAAUCAGAACUACCAAGCCCUGGAGGGAGCCUCUGUCAUGGGCACCACGGAGGACCUGAGGCCCCUGGGCCUCCAGAACGACCAGACGAGGGACGACAGAGAAUGCCGCAGCUGUACACCUACCCAGCCCAUGCCUGAUAUGAUCAUCAGUACCACCGGGAACAACACUCCAACCUCACCAACAGGCCAGAGUGGGGCGCUGUGUGAUCCCCAGCGGCAGCGUGGGGCGCCACCCCAGGACGAGAGGCAGCUGGGCAGACACGUUCUGCUGUGUCUUCUCCUCAUCGUCUCCCUGCUGGCUAACCUGUCCAGCUGUCUGUGGUGGUUGUUUAACCAGGACCCGGGUAGACUCUAUCUAGAGCUGCAGCUCUUCUGUGCUGUGGCCAACUAUGGACAGGGUUUCAUAUCUUUUGGAAUCUUUGGCUUAGAUAGGCAUCUGAUCAUCCUUCCGUUCAAGAAGAGGUUACUGAGCCUAUGGCCGGGCAGCAGGAGUGAGGAGGAGCCUUCUUCUGCGGUCCCGGAGGAGAUCAGACUGACCUGCGCUCAGUUUGUCCGCUACCAUAAGGACCAUUGUGUCCAGGACUUAGUGCACAGCAGAAGGUGUGGUCUGAGCUGCGAGAGCUCCGGGGAGGCUUCGGUCCCGGCGACUCAUCCUCAAACCCAGGCCCAGAACCAGGCCACUUUCCUGGGCGGUGAUCUGGUGGACUGGCUGGUGAGGGUGGGUCUGGCCGAGGACAGGCGGGCGGCCCAGCUGUAUGGCUCUCGGCUCCAUCGGGGAGGGGUUCUUCAGCACGCCAAUCACCAGUUUGGCUUCAGAGACGAACCCCUGCUGACAUACCACUUCAUAGAGCCUCGUCUGUCGUGCCCCUCUGGUGGCCGUGUAACGCCCCCAUGAAGAGACAGAGAGGGAAAUCCUUCUAGAACGAGAUGUGGAAAAGACAUCGACCGGUUUGUUUUGCUCAGCAACGCGGUGUUGUUGUCAAGUGACUGAACUGUUACGGAUUUACAUUCAUCCAAAUGGAGGCAACACGAUUUAUUGUUAGUUUUUUAUUAAUUAAAUGAUGAUAAUAUCUAUCUAAAAUGGCACCCUAGUGUGGCGCACUUCAUUAGGUCCUAGCCCAGGGCCUAGUGUGCCAUUUGGAAUACACUGAGAGAUGGCACCAAACCCCCCACCUUAUUUCUGAGUUCCUCUGUAUGACAUGAGGUCGACUCAGACACUGACCGCCAUUUUGCACAUUGAAGACUUUGACUGUUUCACAUGUUACUGAACCGUUUUACCAGGCCGCUGUGACAGUGUUCUGGUGUACCUGGACGUCAUCUGGGUUACGUCUUUCCCACUGUCACACCAAGGGACUUAACCUGACUAGGCCACAGCAGUGAGGCAGCGUUGUUUACAACCUGUUUGUUAAUCUCCUAAACUCGCCACAGGCCAGCGGGAUAAGCUGUUUGAUUGAAGUGAUUUGAAUUUUAUUAACUCAACCCGAAGGCAGACAGACAGGCAGGCUUUCUACUUUGAUGCAUCUAUUAAAUAGGAAGUGUCUCUAUCUUUGUGUUAUAUUGCUGGUGACAAGUCACACAAUCUGGUCAUUUUGGGUUGCGGUUUUAACAUGCAUGCUAAUUUAAAUGUUAUCAUACGCGUAUUCUACUUUCUGUAGAGGUUCUUUGAUAAAGUUCUCGACCAUUUAUUAAAUAUCACCUCGCUGUGUAUGAUUAUAAAGAGGAAGCCACCUCGCUGUGUAUAAUUAUAAAGAGGAAGCCACCUCGCUGUGUAUGACUGUAAACAGGAAGUCUCCUUGCUGUGUAUGACUGUAAACAGGAAGUCUCCUUACUGUUUACAAUGUCCUGGUGCAGAGUUUGCCUUAAAUGCUUUUUGUUUUGCCAUUUGGAUGUGUCAAAUGUGUAUGAGGUACUGUGUUUCACCUGAAGGUCUCGUAGGUAGUAGCAUCAUGUGUAUGAGUGGCUGUACAUAAAUCCAUGUAAAGAAAAAAGUAUUUCUCAAUGUCAAAUAUACAAAACCCAAAGCUUA